This is a messenger RNA of Mangifera indica (mango), 1887 nucleotides long. RefSeq names its product cytokinin hydroxylase-like. The transcript has 4 exons. Gene Ontology annotation, molecular function: oxidoreductase activity, acting on paired donors, with incorporation or reduction of molecular oxygen; monooxygenase activity; iron ion binding. The record is from RefSeq and is a predicted model, not a curated record. Lineage: Eukaryota; Viridiplantae; Streptophyta; Magnoliopsida; Sapindales; Anacardiaceae. Bases 40 to 1593 code for a protein of 517 amino acids.
AGAAAUAGAAAGAGAGAAAGAUAGUUUUAGAGAGAAACAAUGGCGUUUCUUCUGUCAUCUUCCGUGUUUAGCUUAGCAUUCAUGGUGCUGUUCUUGAUAGUGCUGUUUUCUUGCUGGAUUUUGCCAGUUUUGGCGCAUCAUAAAGCUAAGAAAAAUGGGCUUAAAGGGCCAACGCCAAAUUUUCCAUUUGGGAAUAUCAGUGAGAUGAAGAAUAAGAAGACGAAGAGUGAUGAUUCUUCAUCACUUGGGUCGUCUUCUUCAACAAUCUCCCAUGAUAUACACUCGGUUCUCUUUCCUUACUUUGCUCGGUGGCAACGGUCUUAUGGCAAAGUGUUCAUCUACUGGCUGGGGAUAGAGCCAUUUUUACGCAUUGCAGAUCCAGAGUUUCUUAAGAAAUUGUCUUCAGGCGUUAUGGGGAAGAGCUGGGGAAAACCAAAUGUGUUUAAAUAUGACAGAAAACCCAUCUUUGGUGAUGGGUUAGUAAUGGUUGAAGGUGAUGAAUGGGUUCGUCUUCGGCAUGUAAUCACGCCUGCAUUCUCUUCUUCCAACUUGAAGGCUAUGGCAAGUUUAAUGGUGGAGUCCACCAAUAAAAUGCUAGACAAGUGGAAUAGUCUCACAAAUUCUGGCAACCCAGAAAUCGACGUGGAGAAAGAAAUUAUAGCGACGGCCGGUGAAAUCAUUGCGAAAACCAGCUUCGGUGUAAGCUACGAAAAUGGAAGAGAAGUAUUAAAAAAAUUAACCGACAUGCAAGUUGCACUUUUCAAGUACAACCGUUAUGUGGGUGUCCCUUUCAGCAGCUUCAUGACUAGGCAGAAUUUUGAAGCCAUAACACUUGGAAAAGAAGUGGACAGUCUCCUUCAAUCGAUCAUUGCAGCCCGAAAGAAAGCCGCCGGUAACGGGCGUCCUUCGAAGGACUUGCUGGGGCUGUUGCUGGAAGCGAACGAUGUGGAUGAUCGGAAAGGGAAAAGAUUAACGGAAAGAGAAUUGAUCGAUCAGUGCAAAACUUUCUUCUUUGGUGGGCAAGAAACGACGGCUCUGGCAUUGUCGUGGACUUUGAUGCUUUUGGCUAUGAAUCCAGAGUGGCAAAACCAGUUGAGAGAGGAGAUAAGAGAAGUGAUUGGUGAUAAAGAAAUCGAUUUCCAAAUACUUGCUGGACUAAAGAAGAUGGGAUGGGUGAUGAACGAAGUUCUACGGCUAUAUUCGCCGGCGCCAAAUGCGCAAAGGCAAACGCGCGAAGAUAUCAAAGUCGAUGACGUGGUGGUUCCUAAAGGGACCAAUUUGUGGAUUGACUUGGUGGCCAUGCACCACGAUCCUGAUUUGUGGGGUGACGACGUGAAUGAGUUUCGGCCAGAAAGGUUUGGGGACGAUCCUUUAUACGGCGGAUGUAAACACAAGAUGGGAUUUUUGCCGUUUGGUUUUGGGGGAAGAAUGUGUGUUGCUCGGAACAUGGCGAUGAUGGAGUAUAAGGUUGUUUUAACAAAAAUUCUGUCUAGGUUUUCUGUGAGGCUUUCUCCAAAUUAUCGCCAUGCUCCUUCCAUUGUGCUGUCCCUCCGGCCAACCCGUGGCUUGCCCCUCAUAGUUGAACCACUGUAAUCAGCUCAGCACUGGGUUUUCAGUAACCACAAACUUUUAUAUUUCAUUCUGCCUGCUUCGUUAUAGCACCCUACACAAUUCUGAAGCGUGUGGAAAGUUCUAGGUGAAUUAAUCUAUGGCCCAUGAUUUAAUUAUUGUACGUACACAGUUAAGGAAUUGUAAAGUUAUUGUACUUUUUUCUUUUCAUAAUUUUACAAUCUCUCUUCAAUCAUGGCCCUUGUUCAUUAGGGUUUCCCUUAUCCUUUUGGACAGUUUCAUGUGUGAUUUACAGUGUAAUGUUUUUCAUGUCUUUUC